AUGCUACAGGGGCUCUGCCUGCUCAACUCAUCCGGGGAACAUAACUUGAACUCGGCCGUGUUUGUCGUGCUGGUGAGCACGACAAACACGGCCGAGUUCAAGUUAUGUUCCCCGGAUGAGUUGAGCAGGCAGAGCCCCUGUAGCAUUACGGAGCUGCUAGCAGAGAGACAGGAAGCUAACAACAGCAGUCACUGCCAUGUAUGGAUGUCCUACACCGACUUCCUGCGUCACUACUCUCGGGUGGAGGUUUGCACUCUGACCCCCGACACCAUCGACGACGACUCCGUCAAACACUGGAGCGUCACCAAGUUAGACGGCAGCUGGAGGAAAGGGUCCACCGCCGGAGGCUGCAGGAACCACCCCUCGUUCUAUUUCGUCUUUGAUUGUAUGGGUUAUCUGUGCUUUUUUAAUCUUUUCAGCCUAAUACUUCUUUGUAAUCUUUAUCUGGUGGUUCUGAUCAGCACGGAGCGCAGCCUGCACCAGCCCAUGUACCUGUUGUUCUGCAACAUGAGCAUUAACGAUGCGUUCGGGGCCUCCACCAUCAUCCCGCCUUUGUUGAACGAUAUCUUUACUCCCAUCUCGGAGCGCUACGUUGGUUACAUCCUCUGCGCCUUCCAGGCCUUCUGUGCUCACUUCUAUGCGAGUGCUACUCACACCGUGCUCAUGAUCAUGGCGUUCGAUCGCUACGUGGCCAUCUGCAACCCACUGCGCUACGCCACCAUCAUGACCCACAGGAUGGUGGUGGGUCUGUCCGUGUGGGCGUGGGCCAUCUCCUUCCUCAUGGUGGUGGUCCUCAUCGGCCUCAGCGUGCGUCUGUCUCGCUGCAGGACGGUUAUCCUCAACCCGUUCUGCGAUAAUGCCUCCUUGUUCAAGCUGUCCUGUGAGAGCGUGCUCAUCAACAACAUCUACGGCCUCGGAUACACCGUGGUCCUGCUGGGCUCGUCGCUCGGCAGCGUCACGCUCACCUACCUGAGGAUCGCCAUGGUGUGUCUGCGCAGUAAGAACAAGACUCUGAACAGCAAAGCGCUGCAGACCUGCGCCACUCACCUGGCCGUCUACGUCAUCAUGUUCGUGUCCGGCUCCAUCAUCAUCGUCCUUCAUCGUUACCCGCACUUGUCGGAUCACAGGAAGCUGGCGUCCAUCUUGUUCCACGUGGUUCCUCCAGCUAUGAACACGGUUAUCUACGGACUGCAAAUCAAAGCGGUCCGACAGAAAAUCUUUAUCAUGUUCACCGGGAAUACAACGACGGGGGGGAAAUGA
Molecule: messenger RNA, 1260 nt
Organism: Notothenia coriiceps (black rockcod)
Lineage: Eukaryota; Metazoa; Chordata; Actinopteri; Perciformes; Nototheniidae
Product: putative olfactory receptor 52P1
Exons: 5
Coding region: 1-1260 (419 amino acids)
Biological process (GO): detection of chemical stimulus involved in sensory perception of smell; G protein-coupled receptor signaling pathway
Cellular component (GO): membrane
Molecular function (GO): odorant binding; olfactory receptor activity
Source: RefSeq, a predicted model, not a curated record